Messenger RNA from Saccostrea echinata, 1076 nucleotides. Its product is annotated as PSME3-interacting protein-like. Bases 25 to 741 code for a protein of 238 amino acids. Gene Ontology annotation, cellular component: nucleus. NCBI's taxonomy places the organism in Eukaryota, Metazoa, Mollusca, Bivalvia, Ostreida, Ostreidae. The transcript is spliced from 7 exons. The record is from RefSeq and is a predicted model, not a curated record.
UUUGCAGACUUGGUAGAAGUUGAGAUGUCUUCCUCGGACUUGUCUGCGAGGUUUGUCAGCCAGGAUACAUUGGAAGAGAAAAGGAAGAAAAGACAAGAAGAGUGGGACAAAAAGAGAGGUCCUGAUGAUCCAGAAGAAUGUCCAGAGGAAGUGAUUGACAACAGAUCUUUGUAUGAACGUCUUCAAGAACAGAAAAACAAGAAAGACCAGGAAUAUGAGGAACAAUUUGCACUGAAGAACAGUGUAAAGGGUCUAGAGGAGGAUGAGGUAGCAUUUCUAGACCAUGUGUCAGAUCGACAGAUUGCCAUAGAAAAAGCUCGAAGCAGCGAGGAAGCUAGAAUUAUACUGGAACUUAAGAUUUCUAUGAAAGCAAAUGUGCACAAAAUAGAUGACUCCAGGCCAAAAGAGGAAAAGAAACCAACAGUUAAACAACAGAUAGGAGGAGCAUCAAAUAAAAAAUCACAACAGGCAUUACUGGCCGGAGUCGUUAAGAGGAAAAGUGUUGAAACAAGUGAAGAAAGCAAAAAGAGGAAACUCUCUUCAGAAGAAACUUCAGAUCAGAAGACACCAUCAUCAAAUCCACAAGGUCUGCAGACAGCUAAAAUUAUUGGCAUUUUGCCCGGACUUGGUGCCUACGAUAAUGACACUAGUGACUCGGAUACUUCUAGCAGUGAUUCAGAUGUGGAGGACAUCAAAGUGGCACCCGCUAAAAUUCACCUCAAAGUAGUGGAACAAGAGUGAUGCAUUCUGGGAAUAUUUGUGUCCACGUACAAGUGUAAUAGAAUGUGUCUGGUUAUAAUGAAAGUGAAAGUGCACUUAUUGUAUUGGUACCUUUGGGCAUGUAGAAGAAAGUUCCAUUAUACUAUAGAUAAAAUUCCAAGUAAAUCAUUAUCUACAUAGGUAAAUAAAUGGUCCUAAGGGCUCUGUUGAAUCUGGAUACUAAAAUUAUGAAUUCCAUAAUAUUUUUUAGGUGAUACAAAAUUUUUCUAUUGAAUGUAUGGUAAAUUACAAUUGACUCAGGGAUACAUUUCAUGGCCGUAGGAACCGGGGGGGCACGGGGGGGCCGUGCUCCCCCA